AUGGUGUUGAUGUUCGAAGUUGGUAUUGAUGCUUGGUGUCUGUAUGCAUGUGAUUGGCGCGAACGUCAGCUACGUCACUCAAUUUUCACAGCAGGUAGGCGCGUCCUAUCCUGGGUCAGAUCAGUUCCUUGUGCAUCGGUCCCCAAUCAUACCCAACCGCUGCAUCACCACAGCGUCAAGUCUGACGGCACCAUGUCUUUCGUGGUUGACCAGAUUCGACGCAUCGACGGCGCUCUGGACCGGCUGCAACUGUCGUCCACACGUGCUGGCGAAAGCUUCUCGACCCUGAGUGCCGCAGAGGCUCACGACCCAGAUAAGACGGCACGCAUUGCUCACCUGCAGAACCUCAUCAAGAGCCUGUCGACUACGGCAAGCGCCAAGUCGUCCCUCGUCCCGGGCGACAGGAUUGUGGAGACGCUCAAUCGCGCAAACUUCUCAAGCAGCUGCACCACCUGUGCGCAAUGGUUCGCGCAGGACGACGACAGCAACGGCAGCAACGGCAGUAGCGGCAAUGAUGCUUUAGGCAAUGACGCGAGCUACGAACACGAGCUCGAGUGGCUGCUGCUCAGCAAAGCUACUACACAGGCGUACGGCGAGGUCCUCAACACGAUUCUUGAGCAAACAAUACCGCUCGAAGACGACAUCUGGUACUGGGACGACAGUCUUUCGACCUACCGCUUCGCUGGCCUCUACUCGAUACAGACGUCACCGCUCCGGUUGUGGAAAUGGUCUCAGGAGAUAUAUCACGAUGUGAGGUCGAAAGGCGGGCAGACGGCGGACGGGUGGAGGCAGUUCUACGGCCUGGUCAAGCAGUCUGUGCAGGAGCGCAGUGUGGCCAACAUACAACGACGCGUAAUCAGUCCGCUGGCGUUGAUAAGAAACGAAGGCAGGAGAAAGCGUGCGGCACUGAAGAAGAUACGAUUGAUCAAUGCAAACGCGCUGGGUGUGCUACUGGGUGAGGGCCUGAGCAACGAGAACAUCCACGAUGAAGGCCUGCACUCGCCACACCCGUUCGGCACACAAGACAACAAGCACAAAUGGAAGGCUGUAGUCUCCAAGAGUAUCGCCUUGAUGGACGCCGUGAUCCAGACGGUCAGCACAGCUGAGAUUUCUGUCGAUAAGUUCGACGAGUCUGUCGCCGGCAUCACCCAAGAAGACCAAUAUUAUGAACUGCACGAAGCCUCUGCCGGCCAGGCUGCUACAACACUAAAGCCGGCAGAUGUCGCAGACCGUCUGCGCUACCUGCUUCGACAUGCCCUGCCCACGUACAAAUCAAGCUUCAACGCUGUCGUGAAGGACAAUGGGCGACCAUGUCGCCUUGUUCGAUACUGGCUUCCCGCCACUGUCUUCCUCCUGUCUUCCACUACGCUGCUUCGUAUCGUCGUUCACCGCCAAGAAGAGAUCAAGACGUGGAUUCGCGAGUUGGGUCAGACGGUCAUUGACUUCUGGACCAACUGGGUGGUGGAGCCUACGAAGAAAGUCAUAGGCACAAUUCGCCACGAUGAGGAUAGCGAGGUCUCGAUCAUGAGCAAGCGCAGCCUAGAGUCUGACCGUGCAAGCCUGGAGCGUAUGGUGGUUGACUUUGCAGUCAAGAACCCAGAUGGCCCAGCUUUGAAUGAGUCGCAGAUUGCGGACAUCCGAGCCAAGGUCAGGGAGGGCGAUCUUACCACGGUGCUCAAGUCAUACGAAAAGGACAUUCAGAGCCCAGUCAAGGGAGCCAUUGUGGGCAACCUCGCAAGCGCGCUCUUGAUCCAGGUACAGAAGACCAAGGUGGACGUGGAGCUUGCCAUGAGUGGCAUCGACAGCAUCCUCAAGAGCCAGGAGCUUCUCUUCGGCUUCAUUGGCCUUACGCCCGGGGUGCUGGUCUCUAUUGGCGUGUACCGGUGGCUCAGGGGGGUCUUCAGCAGUCGAAAGGGUGUCCAGCAGUGGGCCAAGCAGGGUCAGCUGUUGCUCAUCCUCCGAAACACGGAUCGCAUCUUGACCGCCGCCAGGCCCACCGAGUUUGGAGAGAUGUCGUACCAAGACCAUGGAUUGCUGCUCUGCGAGGUGCACCUCCUGCGACAAGCUGCCAGCGGCGUUCUGCCCAGGCGCAUUUUCCACGAGUUCUUGGUCGAGAUUGACGAGUUGGUCGACGUGCGGAGCGGGCUGGAAAGGCAACAGAAGGUGGUGGAGCGGAUUCGCUGGGCGUACUCCAAGUGGUUCACAUGA
Ascochyta rabiei is the source of this 2208-nucleotide messenger RNA. RefSeq lists its product as uncharacterized. The transcript has a single exon. Gene Ontology annotation, cellular component: mitochondrial outer membrane. Lineage: Eukaryota; Fungi; Ascomycota; Dothideomycetes; Pleosporales; Didymellaceae. The record is from RefSeq and is a predicted model, not a curated record. The coding region runs from base 1 to 2208 and encodes 735 amino acids.